CGCGCCAGCAACGCGUACAUUGUGCAAACUGACGUCCCCGGGGGCAGUCGCUGCUGUAAGAUCCACCAGCUGGAUAGGAUUAACACCGAAAGCAAAGGAACAGUUUCAGAAUCAACAUUUGAGAAGCAGUCAUGGCCGCGGAAAGGGUGGAGAAACGAGACGAGGAGGAGGCGCAGACCAGGUUGCCCGAUCUCAGCUUUGUGCACGACAAGUUGCAGAAGUUCCAGUCCAAGAUGCUGAGCGACUUCGAGCAGCGCCUGUCCUGCAUGGUGGAGGAUGUGCUGCAGGAUCUGCGACAGCGGGAACUGCGUGCCCACGAGUUCCCCAACUUCGAGAAAUCCGAUCGGAAGAGCACCUGGCACAAUCGCGUUACCAACCAAGCGCCAGCAGACGUCAGUGACGCCCCAAAUGGCCAUGCAAAUGGCACUGAACCAAGGCCACCGCUCCAAAGCGAAACAUCCGUCCGCAAGCAGCGGCGACAACUGCCCGAAAAAGUGUUUGUUGCCCGGGAAUCGUACCUCACCGCACUGCUGCAGGUGGAGCACAUGCGCACCAUCUACCACAUCUUCUACAUUAUUCUGGUCAUGUUCCUGCUGAACGUGAUCUGCUACGAUUACUUUGUGGAUGGCCGCUUCGAUCUGGGCCUGGGCACCUUCCGCGGCGGACUGCGCCGGCUGCACUGGGUACUGGGCGUCUGGCUGCUGGAGCAUGUCUUCGUCCUGGCGCUCUACUUCGCCUUCCGCGGAUGGGCCUUGGUCAGGCACAGGCUGAAACCACACAGUUCCCUCCAGCGCUUUUGGUCGCACAGCUGCCUCAUCCUGUACAUCAGCUCCCAGCUGGUCUUCUGUUUCGUGUCGACGUCGCUGUGCCUCAAGUUCAACCUGCCCUUCGUGAGUGCGUGCGUCCUGUUGCUCGAGAGCACGCGACUGCUGAUGAAGAUGCACGCCUUUGUGCGGUAUAAUGCAGAGCGGGUUCUGAACGGCAAGGCCAAGAAGGAAGAUGCGCAGAAGGAGAAGGAGGCCAGUGGGCUUCCCUUUGUGCCGCCGCUGAGCUGCUACACGUACUUCCUCUUUGCACCCACGCUUAUCUACCGAGACAGCUACCCGCGCACCUCCCACAUCCGCUGGAAGUUCGCCCUGAAUCGCCUCUUGGAGGUGGUGGCCAUAGCCUUCCUGUACGCGUUCAUCCAUGAGCGGCACAUCCACGAGCACUUCGGACAGUACGGUCUGGAACCAAUGGGACCCUCCCAGCUGAUCCUCAAGCUGUUUGGCAUGAUGCUGCCCUGCGCUGUGAUCUUCCUGUGCGGCUUCUACCUAAUCCUGCACUCGUGGCUGAACUUCACGUCAGAGCUGCUCCGCUUCGGCGAUCGAAUGUUCUACAAGGACUGGUGGACGUCGCACACGUACGAUGGCUACUACAGAAACUGGAAUGUCGUCGUGCACGACUGGCUGUACGAGUACGUGUACAAGGAUAUGUACACUCAUGUGUUCCGAGGUUCCAAAGUGGCCGCCUCGCUGGCAGUGUUUAUGAUCUCCGCUGUGGUCCAUGAGCAGGUGCUCGGCUUCGCCCUGCAAAUGUUCUUUCCAGUGAUGUUCUUCCUUUUUGGUGUCGUGGGUGUUGCCCUGGUGUUCCUGAUGCGGAGUGCUCCUAAAGUGAUGGGCAACAUCUUUCUGUGGUUCUCUCUGAUCCUGGGAAACGCCACGCUGAUCUCACUAUACGCCAUGGAGCAUUACGCUCUAAAGAACUGCAGCCUGAGCAACCAGAGCUGGACGGAUCGCCUGCUGCCGGCGGUAUGGCGCUGCUACAAUUAGUCAAUUAAUUAAUCACUACUUUUAAACUGUCUGUACACAGGGCGUACGCUUCGAUUUGUAUUUUAGGUAAAUAAACUUAAUGAAAUUAACAGAAA
Drosophila teissieri is the source of this 1906-nucleotide messenger RNA. Its product is annotated as sterol O-acyltransferase 1. Bases 132 to 1811 code for a protein of 559 amino acids. Lineage: Eukaryota; Metazoa; Arthropoda; Insecta; Diptera; Drosophilidae. Gene Ontology annotation, cellular component: endoplasmic reticulum membrane. The record is from RefSeq and is a predicted model, not a curated record. The transcript is spliced from 2 exons. Gene Ontology annotation, biological process: cholesterol metabolic process; cholesterol homeostasis. Gene Ontology annotation, molecular function: cholesterol O-acyltransferase activity.